Dioscorea cayenensis subsp. rotundata (Guinea yam) is the source of this 1046-nucleotide messenger RNA. RefSeq lists its product as uncharacterized. The transcript has 3 exons. Lineage: Eukaryota; Viridiplantae; Streptophyta; Magnoliopsida; Dioscoreales; Dioscoreaceae. Gene Ontology annotation, molecular function: protein binding. Bases 106 to 825 code for a protein of 239 amino acids. The record is from RefSeq and is a predicted model, not a curated record.
UUUUAAUGGUGGUUAAAGAGAAAAAGAGAGAAAUCGAGCACCUCUCGGCUUCCCAAACCCUUCUCGAUUUGACUUUUUCGAUCUCUUUCUUCGAUUCGAUCGGCCAUGAAAACAUCUCUCUUGCUCCGGAGCGGCGGCGGCGGCGGCGUGCCGAUCCACUUCUCGAUCCGAUCACUGAAAGGUAUCAGAUGGAACAGGACCUUCACCUUCUCUCCGCGAUCGGCUUCACAGGGAGAGAAGAAAGGUAACAACAUCCAGAUCGAUUCGGAACAUCUCCGGAGAGCCAGAUCUGACACCGAUCUGGCCGGAUCGGCUCGCGUUAUCGCUCUUGCGUCGUUCCCCGGGACGGUAGUGGGGGAGGAUGAGGAGGAGAGGUUGGAGAUGGAAUUCGGCGGCGGGUUUGGUUCCGGUAAGCAGACAAGAACCCGCGGCCGUGGUGGUGGCGGCGGUGGAGAUCAGAGCCAGAACGAGAUCGUUUCCGAAUACUAUAAAUCGAUGCUAAGCUCCGAUCCUAACAACACCUUGCUUCUCAGGAAUUACGGCCAGUUCUUGCACGAGGUAAUAGGGGAUUUUGGUGAGGCGGAGAAGUACUAUUCGAGAGCAAUAGUAUUGAGUCCUCGGGAUGGUGAUUUGCUCUCGUUGUACGCUAAGCUUUUGUGGGAUGAGGGAGAGAAGACGAAGGCCGGCCAUUACUAUGACCUUGCUGCCAAAGCCUCUCCUGAUGAUCGUUUUGUGCUUGGGGCGCAAGCUUAUUUCUUAUGGAGCUUGGAUGAGGAUGAGGAUGAAGUUGGCGUUGAGAACACUGCUGAGUUUCUACAGGGUUGAAGUCUCUCCGAUCAUGAGAUGAGAUCCUCCUUGGUUUCUUUUUCCCCCCGCUUUAAUCGUGAUGCACAUAAGCUGCUGCUGCUGCUGCUUUUUGAUAUUUAACUAUGUUUCAUGUUUAAUUUAGGUUGACCUACUACUCUAAUUUUCACUAAAUAAAAAUAUAUAAAUAUAUGUACAAAUAUUUAAAUUAAAAAUAAAAGAUAAAUAAAAUAAAUACAUAA